This is a messenger RNA of Acipenser ruthenus (sterlet), 862 nucleotides long. It is a transcript of the gene rida, whose product is annotated as reactive intermediate imine deaminase A homolog. The transcript is spliced from 6 exons. Gene Ontology annotation, molecular function: deaminase activity. NCBI's taxonomy places the organism in Eukaryota, Metazoa, Chordata, Actinopteri, Acipenseriformes, Acipenseridae. The coding region runs from base 97 to 510 and encodes 137 amino acids. Gene Ontology annotation, cellular component: cytosol. The record is from RefSeq and is a predicted model, not a curated record.
UGCAUCAGCUGACCGUGGUGCUGGGUGACUUUCUCUGCGGAUGUUUGGCACUUGCUGGGUGGACCUUUGCAGGUUUUGUACAAAUAAAACGAAGACAUGUCUGCGAUUGUGAGAAGAAUAAUUAGCACUGCUAAAGCACCGUCAGCUAUUGGCCCCUACAGCCAGGCGGUGGUUGUGGACCGCACCAUGUAUGUCUCAGGGCAGAUAGGAAUGGACCCUACGUCUGGACAGCUGGUAUCUGGAGGCGUACUGGAAGAGGCCAAGCAGGCUCUGACAAACAUGGGGGAAAUUCUUAAAAGUGCAGGCUGUGAUUAUAACAAUGUUGUGAAGACCACUGUACUACUGGCAGAUAUGAAUGACUUCAAUGGUGUUAAUGAUGUUUACAAGCAAUUUUUCAAGAUUAACUUUCCAGCAAGAGCUGCAUAUCAGGUAGCAGCCUUACCAAGGGGUGCCCGUGUUGAGAUUGAAGCUAUCGCUGCAGUGGGGUCAAUCACAGAUGUAUCUGCCUGACUAACCGAGCAGAACCUCAGCAAACUCUAACACGUUUCUUUACCCAUAUCACGACAUUCUUUAAAAUAAAUACUGCCCCAACUGUUUAUUGAAAGAGCACUUACUGUUACACAUUGGUUUAAAUCACCCAAAACCACAGCCAAGAAAUAAUUAUGUCAGUGUUUAAGUCAGCUAAUAUACUGUAGAUGAUUAUGAUGUCACUGUGAUGUUAGAUUGUUUUUAAUAAAAUGGGUCCAUCUACAAAUCUUUGUACUAAGUCCCUAAAAUACAGUGUUAGUUCUAACUGCUGAACUUUUGUACUAAAUGUAGCACAAAACUAUUACUAUUAAAACACUGGUACAGUACUUCCUAA